Molecule: messenger RNA, 10244 nt
Organism: Stomoxys calcitrans (stable fly)
Lineage: Eukaryota; Metazoa; Arthropoda; Insecta; Diptera; Muscidae
Gene: ed
Product: hemicentin-2
Exons: 9
Coding region: 1310-5137 (1275 amino acids)
Biological process (GO): cell-cell adhesion
Cellular component (GO): cell-cell junction
Molecular function (GO): cell adhesion molecule binding
Source: RefSeq, a predicted model, not a curated record
GUAUGACAAAAUAUUAAACCAAAUGCAUAAAACAAAAAUCCAGUGAAAUUCAUUUAAUAUGUGAAUAAAAGUGUAGUGAAAGAAAUCACAGCAUUCAACUUUUCCUAAGAAAAGAAAACAAGUAAAAAUUGCCACAAUAAAGAAGGAUUAAACGCCAAUACCCACAUACUUCUGCAUUUAGUGCAAUUAAAGUCCAAUAACCAGUCAGCUCUAUGAGACAGAACAUGAUAAUUUCCAGUUUCUUCAGAUUCUACAGCUCCGGCUCAAUGUUUGGAUAACUCACUGAAAAGUCAACACAAAUAUGUGGAUGUCAAUGUGUUGGUGGGGGAACAGAUUAUAAAAGUUCUUGCAUACAUCCGAGGCGAGUGUAUGUGUAAGCAAAGAAAUACAAUAAGAAAGUCAAUAGCAAAAGAGAAUCAAGAAAACAAACUGCAGCCAAGAGGCAAAGCAACAAGUCAACAACUUUAAGACCAGUUUAAACAAAGUGAAACGUUGUGCACGUAUUUUUGUUCGUCGUCCAAGGGGGGACAAGCCAAAGAGCAAGAAGGGGGUGCUGCAAACACAAGAAGCCAGCCAUUUUGUUUUUUCCUUUGGCUUGCCACAAAAAAUCAAGAAAGUGCAAAAGAUAUCGUCGCAACAGAAGGCGAUCGUACCAACUCCAAUAUUAAGAAAGCAAACAUGACCUAAAAACAGUGAAAAGUGCAUUUUAAACUAAGAAAAAGUCCAGAAGAAGUCAUCAAACAAGCCAGCAAGAUGUCUCCAAAAACUUAGCAUCCAGUGGCCCCCGCCCCCUACUUUUCUCUGUCCCCAAAACUGGUUCAACCAAAAGGAACUGUGAAACAAACAACAACAAAAUUAGUGCAAUAAUUUAAAGUUAGUGUUAUUCGUAAUAAGAAAAAAAAACACAUUUGUCCGACAACAACAAAUUUGUUCGCCGAAAAAUCAAAAACACAAAAAAUUGAAAACGAGAAAAAACGAAAUAGUCAUUAAAUUACCCCACCUACAUUUGCAUUAUUUCUCUCUCUCUCUCUCUAUCAACGUGACGUGAUAAAAUUAAACAAAGUCAUCAUUAUCCACAACACAUCCAUCCAUUUAGCAUCAUAAACGCCGCAGUCUACGUCUUUAGCAUCGCUGCUGUUGCAAUUGCAUUGUCAAACACAUUCUCCGCAGCAGCAGUAUUGUCAACAAAUCACGGUGACACUUUUGGGAAUAUCAUUUACGGACGCUCUCCCACUCUUUUAUUGCUGUCACACUCCCGUGUGUUGUUGGACAACACUUAGGAGGACCAUUGGUGCGACCAACCCACAGAAUGGCACCAACAUCUUGGAAAUACUUUUUGAUCGGACUGGUUACUCUUUCCUUUGCCCAUGCCGAUGAAUCACUGGAUACCCGAGAAAAGUCAGAUCUCACACUGAAAUGUCGUUUCACCGAACAAUACGAUGCUGAAGAUUUCACCUUCUACUGGGCCAGAUGGACAGCGAAUCCGGCUCAAUUUGAAAAUGUGGCCAUUGGAGAUGUUCAAUUGAAUUCGGGCUACAGACUUGAUUUUCGUCCUAAGAGCGGCAUUUACGAUUUACAAAUUAAAAAUGCCUCUUACAGUCGUGACAAUGGCCGUUUCGAGUGCCGCAUUAAGGCCAAAGGCACAGGUGCCGAUGUGCAUCAGGAAUUUUACAACUUGACCGUGCUCACGCCGCCCCAUCCGCCCGUCAUAUCGCCGGGCAACAUAGCAAUUGCCACCGAAGAUAAGAGCAUGGAAUUGACGUGCAGUAGUAUUGGCGGUUCACCCGAUCCAAUGAUAACCUGGUAUCGUGACGGCAGCAAUGCAAUGCUGCAAGCUGCUGUACUUAAAGGAGGCUCAAAGGAUCAACCCACCAAUGCAACACUAACCAUUGUGCCACGUCGCGAGGACGAUGCUGCCAAAUACAAAUGUGUUGUUUGGAAUCGUGCCAUGAACGAGGGAGAACGUUUGGAAACCACAGCCACGUUAAAUGUUAAUUAUUAUCCACGCGUUGAAGUUGGUCCUGAGAAUCCGCUGCGUGUCGAACGUGAUCGCACUGCCAAAUUGGAGUGUAACGUUGAUGCCAAACCCAAGGUGCCUAAUGUACGCUGGACACGCAAAGGCCGAUUCAUUAGUUCGAGCCUUGUGCAUACCAUUCACCGUGUCAGCAUUCAGGAUGCCGGCAAGUACACAUGUUCGGCCGACAAUAAUUUGGGCAAAACUGGCGAACAGGAAUUGAUUCUGGACAUUCUCUAUCCACCCACUGUGGUCAUCGAGACGAAGACUCGGGAAGCAGAAGAAGGAGAAACGGUAAAUGUUCGUUGCAACGUUACAUCCAAUCCGGCACCCAUAACCGUGGAAUGGUUGAAGGAAGGAGCACCAGAAUUCCGCUAUUCGGGUGAUGUAUUGACCCUGUCUUCGGUGAGAGCCGAAAAUGCUGGCAAUUACAUUUGCAGAGCUGUGAAUGUAAUUCAAUCAUACGGCCAGGAGCGCAGUGAACGUGUUGGGAAUUCCACAGUGGCUCUUUUGGUACGCCAUCGUCCCGGCCAGGCGUACAUAACGCCCAAUAAACCCAUUGUGCAUGUCGGCAAUGGAGUAACAUUGACUUGCUCUGCCAAUCCGCCGGGCUGGCCAGUGCCCCAGUACCGUUGGUUCCGUGACAUGGAGGGUGAAUUUUCGGCGACGCAGAAGAUUUUAGCUCAAGGGCCCCAGUAUUCCAUCCCCAAGGCCCAUUUGGGCAAUGAGGGGAAAUACCAUUGCCAUGCAGUCAACGAAUUGGGCAUUGGAAAAAUGGCGACUAUUGUGUUGGAGAUACAUCAGCCACCUCAAUUUCUUGCCAAGUUGCAACAGCACAUGACCCGCCGGGUUGCCGACACCGACUACGCGGUCACUUGCAGCGCCAAAGGCAAGCCGGCACCCACUGUACGCUGGCUUAAAGAUGGGGUGGAAAUUUUGCCCGAGCUUAAUCUGUACGAGGUAAAAACCAACCCCGAUCAGGGCCCCAAUGGCAUGGUGACCGUCCAAAGUAUGUUAAAAUUCCGCGGCAAGGCCAGACCUAAUGGCAAUCAAUUGGUGCCCAUGGAUAGAGGGCUUUAUACAUGUCUAUACGAGAACGAGGUCAAUUCUGCCAACUCCAGCAUGCAGCUAAGAAUCGAACACGAGCCACUUGUACUGCACCAGUACAAUAAGGUGGCCUAUGAUAUCCGGGAGACAGCCGAAGUAGUGUGCAAGGUGCAAGCCUAUCCCAAACCCGAAUUCCAAUGGCAGUUUGGCAACAAUCCCUCUCCACUGACCAUGUCUUCGGAUGGGCACUAUGAAAUAAGCACCACCACCGAUAACAAUGAUAUCUACACUUCCGUCCUGCGCAUUAAUUCUCUCACCCAUGCCGAUUACGGUGAAUACACCUGUCGUGUUGUCAACUCCUUAAACACCAUACGAGCUCCCAUACGCCUACAACAGAAAGGAGCCCCCGAGAAACCCACCAAUACGCGAGCUAUUGAUGUUGGCCACAACUAUGUCACUCUUUCCUGGGACCCCGGCUUUGAUGGUGGCAUUAGCAACACAAAAUUCUUUGUCAGCUAUCGCCGAGUGCCCAUGCCGCGAGAGGAACAAUUGAUACCCGACUGCGCCACCUUGGCCACCAGCAAUACCGAAUGGAUGGAGUUCGAUUGUCAUCGUGACAAUCCAUGCAAGGUCACGCCACUCGAUCAACAUCAGAGCUAUGCCUUUAAAGUGAAUGCCUUGAAUACAAAGGGCAAUUCCCAGUAUUCCAAUGAAAUUCUUACCACCACUAAAGUUAGCAAAAUUCCUCCCCCUCUGCAUGUCACCUAUGACCCCAAUUCCAGAACUUUGGGCAUUAAUGUGGGCGCAACAUGCCUUUCUCUCAUCGCUGUGGUCGAAUCGAUGACGAAUAGCGACACACCUGCGGCGGCCUGGGAAGUAAUCGACCAAGUAAAUCUUCAGUUGUCAGGCAACGGUCCCACAUUCAAGGAGACAGUUCUCGACCGCUUGGUGGCACCUCGUCGUAGUACCUCGGGUCGGGCUUUGGGCCAUUCCAUAAACGACGAUGACGAAGACGACAUGAGCAUGAAUACUUUGGCUCUUGAGGAUGACCACAGUCCCAUAGUGCGCGUUAAACUCUGCUUGCGUUCGAACCAUGAGCACUGCGGAGCAUAUACCGAUGCCGAGAUUGGCCGUUCCUAUAUUGCAGAGGCUUCCGCUUUGGCCACACCAACCUUAAUUGCCAUAAUCGUUUCGUGUAUCGUUUUUGCCCUUUUCGUUGGCCUGCUACUCAUGUUCUGCCGUUGCAAGCGCAAUCAAUCGAAAAAGAGUGCGGCCGCUAAAGAUUAUGAAAUGGAUUCGGUGCGACCAUCAAUUGUCGCUGCCCAGCAGAGCCAAGCACCGCCGCCCUACUAUCCGGCCAGUGGUCUGGACAACAAGGCUCUCGAACAUUCCAUGGAUUUGGCACUGAGCAUGGAGGAACAAAAGAGCGCCCUUUAUGCCACACAAAAUGGCUACAGCUAUCAUCCUGGAAGUGGUGUUGUGGGUGGUGGCAUCGGCAUUCCAGGCCACACGAUACCUGGCAAUGAAUGGGUCAAUAUGGGUUACAUUGAAAACAAUUACUCCAACUCGAAUAAUGGCGGCAGUGUGAAUUCGCAGGACUCCUUGUGGCAGGUUAAAAUGUCCGGUGCCGCAGGCAAUCAGCAGAACAUGAUGCCAGUCUCCCACAACAACUAUGUGGAGCAGCAGCCCACCUAUGGCUAUGAUCCCUUGACGCAUGGCGGCUAUGGUGGUGUCGACGACUAUGCCCCAUAUCCACAACUGACGGCGACGCCCAGUCAACAUGGCGAUGAGUACCACAAUUUACGUAAUAGCCAAAAUCCAUCAAGACAAGACUACUGUAGUGAUCCCUAUGCAUCGGUGCAAAAGCCCAAAAAACGUGUUGACCAACAUUUAGAUUCACCAUACCACGACGUAAGCGGUCUGCCAAAUCCAUACAAUAUGGAGCAUAUGGAACAAGAUGAAGUUAUAUCGCCACAACAGCACAUGUCUCUGAGUUACGAUGAUAGUUUCGAAGGUGAAUACUCGUCCACACCGAAUUCACGGAAUCGUCGUGUUAUACGUGAAAUAAUUGUAUAAAUAUCAUAUACACACACCCACAUACAACCCCAUACAUACACACACGAAUCUAACACAUCCUCAUCCUUCCCACCCAUGGCUAAACCAUCGUCAUCUUCGUCAUACAUUUUUCCCGCGGGAGUUCUAUGACUUCCUCCAUCCAUUCAGUUCAAAUGAAAAUCUAAAUCUAAGCUCCGAACUUAUCCUAGAAAUGAAUCUCAAAAUGUACUCUCUUAAACAACUCCAGAUUUAAUCAAACUGCACUUUUAAAGAACUAAACAAAAAACGCCGAAAUUGCGAUGCGCGUUAAAUACUUUAUCAUUUUUAUUAAAAUGGAAAAAUGUGCACUUAUUGUUAUGAAUUUAGCUAAGUGAAAAAAAGAAACGAAAAUCAGCCGACCACCUAAACCACAUCCAAUUGCUCCCAAACUCUCAAUCGAUUAGAAACAACACAGCCCAGAGUAUCUAAAGGUAAUGCAUUCUAUCAUGCAUUGAUCACCACACACAAAGUCGCAUUGUCAUCGACACCUUCACAACCAUUUAAGCAACUUCAUCGACUAUUUUUCAGCUUUAGCAGAGAAAACAAAACAAAAAAAAACUUAAGAUAUUUUUUUUAUAUACCGUUUUGUUGUUUUCUCUCUUGAGUUAUUAAUCAAUCAAUCACCCUAUACCAACAUUAUCCCAUGAGUUCGCGUAACGAUAUCAACGAAAAUGAAAACAAUUUUUUGAAUGUUGCCAUUUUUUUUUUUAUUUAAAACAAAAUAAAUAAAUUUACUUAAUAUAUAUAAAUGAAUAAAAUUUUUUGUAAUUGUAUUACUUAAUAUACCUUAUUAUUAUAAUUUGAUUAUUAUUAUUAUUCUUUUUUUUUUUUUUUGUUAAUAUUAGUUAAGUUAAUUGCUUUUUUUAAUUGGUAUUUCAAUAUUAUUAUUAUUAAAGCAGCAUUAUGUGUUUUUUCUUUAUCGACACCUAAUUAGUUUCUAGUUUAAUUUCGCAUAUGAUAUAUAUGUAUUGUGUCCAGCCAACCAGCCACAAAGCCGCCUAUGCCAACUACGCCCAGUUAUGCAUUAUGAUUUUUUUUACAUUACAAUUAUAGAGGAAAGGUGCCCGAUUUUUUUAUGACUUUAUUUGUAUUUAAAUUGUCUACAAACCAGAAAAGCUGCCAGAUCAUUUAGGAGGCAUAAGGGAUAGAUAAGUUUAUGGCCGGCAUGUGGACAUUGGAAAUUUUGCUCAAUUUAGCUAAUACUAUAUGUGUGUUGUCCCCCUCUUCUAACAGACCCUUGGGUUUUCCCCCAUUGAGUGUACUUAUAUGUUUAAUUUUGUAUUGGCCUUUGUUUUAAGAGUAUUUUUUAACUACUAAAUAUUUAAGACUUGAAAGCACCUUUUGUUCUUUAUCAACCAUUUUACGAUUUGUGGUGAAAUUUUAAUUUUCUCUUUGAAGAAAAGGUCAGAGUUUUAUCAGACCACGAAAAUUAUACGUUUCAUAGAGUUGGCGUAAAAAUCGUAGCCCCUUAGAACAGAUUUUCGUCAUACACAUUCAUUUCAAAACUUUCUAGUUUUGUUUGUUUUUAUACUAAAUUAAAAAUAUAAACUUGUAAGACCAGGAGACGAUUGCUAAAUUAUUGACUGCAGUUUGAAAAAUUAUUUGUUUUUCUCUUCUUUAUUGUAUGCCAAUUGUUGUGGAUGUAUCUUAAUCAAAAUUUUGAGUAAAUACUGCAAUAAUAAUAGAAAAUCUGCUGGAAUAGAGAAACCAUUUGCUUGCUAAAACAGCAACUAUGCUCGUUGUUUCCAAAUUUUGAAUGUUCGGUAAUAUUUUGUACUGCUGCUUUUCUUAGCCACAUUGGCUCAGAGGUCAAUAUGUCCGCCCACAGCAAUUGGUGUUUUGAUAUUUUUAAUAUUUUUAACUUGUUCAGAUCAAUUUUUUUUUGAAUAUUUACAAUAUGAAAAUAGGACAAUAUUUGCUUCAUCUUUAACAAACUCCUUCUACUUGUCUAAAAAUUUCUGAGAAUUCAAACAAUUACAAUGAAGUGUAGUGAACAUAAUUCCACGCACAAACCAUUUCCUUAUAUUUGGAAAGUUCCCCAAAAAUGAAUAAAUUUUCAUUAGUUUCUAUUUCCUGAGUAAAUUUCAAAGUUAGUUAAUUUGUCACCUUAUUUUCCAGAAUUAAAGGUUUACCAUUCUUCUGCAAAUUCAGUGAAGAUUAAACAUUAACGGCGGUAUUCACAAAGCUUGAUGAAGCCUUAAAGUAGAUUUAUUUAACAGUUCUAUAAAGGAAAUCUGUCAAAUGCACCUAUUAUAGUAAAUUUUCGAAAGUGUGUUAUUAAUUUCUAUCCAACAAAAUGUUAAAGUGUUGCAUUGAGACUAAUAAUACCCCUUAAAGUAAUUACAACACAUAGGCUAAAAAGACUACGGCCUAAUUUUUUUUACUUAAAAUAGCAUUAAAGUCAGUUAAAAUAGCAGCAAAUAAAUGUGAUUGCUGUUAUAGAAAACAUUUUACUCUGCUGUUCUAACUGUCUGCUAAAAUAUUCAACUCAUAUCAAUGCUGAAUCGCCAAACACCACAAAUCCAACUCAUAUCACUGCUGAAUCGUCCAACAUCGAUUUGUUAUGUUUAUAAUGUCUAUAUAGUCAUUUUAUUGCUAAAUAGUGCUCAAGAAUCCCUACGAAAAACUCCGCUUGAGGCCGACAAUAUUUUAACUGGUUUCUGAAAUAUUUGAAAUUUAAUUUUUAUUUUUUUGAAAUUAAGCCGUUUCUGGCUUUGUAUUUCGAUGCAUAUUGAAGACAAAAUUGUAUUGAUGACAAAAUUUAUAAUUACCUUGCUGCAAAAAGCAUUCUAAUCCGAUAAUAAACUUAAAAGUUAUACAGUUUGGAAUUAAAAAACUAUUUUUUUUUUUUUGUAAUGUUUUUUGUCACCAAAAAAAAAGAUUUUCAUUGAUUAGUCCUAAUUUAAACAAAAUCUUUCUGUAUAGAGAAUGUAUUUUAAAUGCGUUUUAAGUGAAACUUGAAUAAGAUAUGUUCGAAUAACAAAUGCUUUCAUAAAUCGCAAAAUUCCAAAAAAUAAAGGUUAAAACCCGAAUAUUCUCAAAACCAGAGAAGAUAUUGUGUUUUAGAGCGUCCUGAGCACUAUCCAGCAAAAUAAGAAUUUUGAAAAGCCUACCAAAAAUGAAGAUUUGGUAGCCUGAACAAUUCUUCGAAAUGCCAAGGUGACCAGCUUUAGGGCCCUGCCACCAGCCACCUGGAUCACCUAUGGCUUUGAAGUUGCACAUGAUCUCGUUAAAAACUCACCUCUAAUCAUUCAAAGUUUUAACUUUAUCCGUUCUCAAAAAACAGAAUUUUUAUUAGUUUGUUUUCGAUUCUAUCCCACUGUGCAGCAUUUUAAACUUCUUUCAGUACCAAGUGAGUUCAAAACAGCGCUCUCUAUGUUCUUGAAUUAAAACUUUUCCUUAAAUUAAAAGUUCUUGUUUCAGUCUAGCUAAACCCAGGCUCAGUUUUAUGUUGUAAAUUUUUCAGAGUUUCAAUCAAUAAAAUAAAAAGUUUAUUUUAGGUAUUUUUCAAUUGUGUGUAUAAAACUGUUGUAAUCAUUGAAAUGUUAUUCGAUUACAGGAAAAACUACAUCUGAUUUAUUUUAAAAAAAAUUCCUUAAAGAGUUCAGUUGUGAUGUGCCAAGAAGCCAACGAUUUUUGAAUUUUCUUCACCAACAUUUUUAAUUUUUUCCUUAAGUUUUGUUCGAAGUAGACGAAAAUCUGUAGAGUCUUAAAAUAACACGGUUUUAAGUAUUUUAAAAAUGUUUAAAAUUUUUAAAUUGCUCAACACUGCCAAAUUUUUGAAGGUUCUCGGGGGGUGAUUUUUACGCUCGUAGAAUAUUCCAAACAAUUUUAGGAGAAUUUUUUCAUAAUCAAAACAUUUCGACAUGUUAAAGGACUUUUUAUUAUUUGAAGAAAUGUUCAAUUUUCGUUGUUUGUAUUGUUUUUGUUUUCACCUAAUUUAUUGCUCUAGCCUCGGACUUCCAAAAACUGUUUUUGUCUGUUUACAUUUGUUUUUUUUUUAAGAACAUCCGCUUAGUUAAAUUUUUUCAAUUCAAAAUUAUUACAAAUAAUUUAAAACUAUUAUUACCGACAAAGCUUUUAAUUAAUUAAAAAAUUAAAAAAAAAAAACGAUUCACUCGUUAUGUUGCAUUGCGUUGUAUUUGCUUUAACUAAACAUUUAAUAUUGUUUUUCAUUUCAUUUCAAUAUUUUCUGCUUCUUUUUUGGCGGAAAAUCUUCUGAACUUCCAUUUUUUCAAAACUAUACAACCUGUUCAACGAAUUACAUUUAAUUCUACUUAAUUAUAUUAUAUUAAUAAAAACAAAAAAAAAAAACCAACAUCAACUAGAAAAAUAAAAGUAAACACAGAGGAAGAGAAAAGCCCAACAUGAAAAUCUCCCACAAUUGUUUAAAACAGUCUAAGCUAAAAUGAAACAAAAAUUUAAAAACAAAAACAAAAAACAAACAAAUUUAAAACUAUUGCAAAUAAGUUAGUUAAGUUCAGAAAUACAUUUUAAGAUGCAACACACCCGAGAAUGUUGAAAUCUUUUUUCAGAUGAAUGAUGAGAAAAAGUAUAUUAUACACUUAAAUAUAUUUUUUAGUUAAACUACGGAAACCCUAGAGUGUAAAACUAGCUGUAAGGCCACAGAAAAAAGAAAAAUAAAGUCCAAAAUUCUGAAAAUAAAAAAAAGCUAAAUCCAUAACUAAAAACUAAAUGAUAAAAAAGCGUUACUUAAAUGUAAAUAAUGUAAUGUAAUAAUGUAUUGUAUACAAAACAAAACAAAAAGCAAAAACAAAUGAUAAGUUUCUUUUUUAUAUUUUUCAAACAACGUGAAAACAAAAACAAAAGAAUAUAAGAAAAAAAAACAAAACAAUGAACACAGUUUUUAGGCAUACUUUACACCGUUCGGAAUGCGAUUGCGAUAUGAAGAAAAUAUUAUUAAAUUAUAUACUUUAAUUUAAUUGAAAACAGAAACAACAAAAAUGAUACAAACUUAAAUGUAGUUAAUUAAAUUAUACAUAAUACAACAGCAACAAGAACCGACAACAACAGCAAAAGAAACAUCCAAUAAAACCAUAUGAAAUUAUUAAACAAAAAACAAAAACGA